Molecule: messenger RNA, 1737 nt
Organism: Pisolithus orientalis
Lineage: Eukaryota; Fungi; Basidiomycota; Agaricomycetes; Boletales; Pisolithaceae
Product: MFS general substrate transporter
Exons: 16
Coding region: 193-1521 (442 amino acids)
Biological process (GO): transmembrane transport
Cellular component (GO): fungal-type vacuole membrane
Molecular function (GO): transmembrane transporter activity
Source: RefSeq, a predicted model, not a curated record
GAGAUUACAUACAUUCUAGCUGGGCCAGGAACGAUCUUCGUUGCGGCCUUGCUGCCCAGUGUAUCACACUUAAUUUCCAGAUGGGUUUCCUAACAUGCAAUCGACCAGUCUCCCACAUCCCAAAUAACAGGGGUGGCCUGCAAGCGAGGAGUGCAAUUACAACAUGUGCGCUUCGCAGUCUAUAAAGAUGCGAUGUAUUGUGCAUCCAGGGAAGAUGACAUUCCAAGCGAUUCUUCACCUUUGACGUUUCCCGUCGUUGUCGAUCAUGAUGAAAUCCCUGAUGGGGGUUCGAAAGCAUGGUGUGCUGUUCUUGGGUCCUUCCUUGCCCAGUUCUGCGGAUUUGGCUAUGCAAGCGCUUUUGGUGUCUACCAAGAAUAUUAUUCGCGGGUUUACCUGUCACACGAGAGUCCAUCGGCGAUUUCGUGGAUUGGCGGUUUGAGCGCAUUUUUUGUAACAGCCAUAGGCCCUAUAUGUGGACUGCUCCACGAUCGGGGAUAUUUCUACCUUGUCUUUGUCGGUGGUGCCUUUUUGCAAUCCUUCUCGCUCUUCAUGUUAUCUCUGGCACAACCGGGGAGUUACUAUCAGGUUUUCCUUGCCCAAGGUAUUGGGUCUGGCGUUGCACAAGGGUUGAUGUACGUGCCCAGCUAUGCAGUUCUCUCCCAGCAUUUCUGCAAACGAAGAGCUCUUGUAAUGUCAAUCGUUGCAUCUGGAGCAUCCCUCGGAGGCGUCGUGCACACAAUUAUGUUAAAUAAGCUUAUCAACGGACCCAUCGGGUUCGCAACGGGCGUACGGAUCAGUGCGGGAUUGGUCACAGUACUUCUGUUCAUUUCAUGCUCACUCAUCCGUACUCGGUAUGAGAUACGGCAUGACGCCUUACCUGUUAACACUUGGAAAGCGGCAAUGAAGUGCGUAACCGAGGUACCUUCCCUCUUAAUGGUUACUGCAUAUCUAUUCUUUCAGACAGCAUACCUCUACCCAUUUUUUUACUUCCAGUUAGAAUCCGUCCAACACGGUCUGAGUACCUCCUUUUCAUUCUAUUCACUGGUCAUUGUGAAUGCCGCUAGUUUCUGUGGAAGGUUGUCUGCCGGCGUCAUUGCCCACUUCAUCGGUGUCGUCGACUUGACAAUCUUUUCGACUCUUGCAUGUGCAGUGUUACUCGGAGGAAUGAUCGGGCUGAGUAGCAUGGAAAGCUUUAUCGUACUUGGGCUCCUGUAUGGCCUCUUAUCUGGGAUGAAUAUCGCAAUGAUGGCGCCGUUCAUGGCUCUCAUUGCGACGAACCCAUCCGAGCUUGGGGUGCGUAUGGGGAUCAGUUUCGCCAUCACAGGGUUUGGUCUUCUUGUUGGAUCUCCGAUAUCAGGCGCGUUGUUGACAAAGCAGUAUAUCUGGUGGGCACCUGCUCUGUUCUGCGCGAUUAUUGCCUUCAUCGGAGGUAUUUUAUUCGUCAUCUUGCGGAUGAGAAUCACUCGCCCUCCGGAGGCUCGGAGGCAAAGUUUACCGGAAUCAUUGAAAGUGAACGAGUAGGGCUUGCAUGGUGACAGGUUAUAAAAAAUAAAGAAUGCCAGAAGCACGCACUUGGGCUUGGCUUGGAAUUGAAGUAGGGGAAAGUUCCACCAUAGGCUCCAGCGAUCGGUAUGGCCAUAGACCUACAGGAAAAGCAUCGUAUCAUUCGAUUCAUGCAAUAACAGCUACAAAAGAGUACGUAUGUGUGGUUUGUGGAGUCGUCAGUAAAUGGGUUUG